This is a messenger RNA of Pelobates cultripes (western spadefoot toad), 16280 nucleotides long. The record is from the annotation of a GenBank genome assembly. NCBI's taxonomy places the organism in Eukaryota, Metazoa, Chordata, Amphibia, Anura, Pelobatidae.
CCCAGCCUGGCCCAUGGGACUCUGCAGCAAUACCUGUCACUGGCCCUUUAAGGCGCACCCCCUCCACCAGCCAAUCAGGAUCCUGGCUUCUCCCGCAGCACUGCCCGCAAGCGGUCACGGGAGUUGUAGUCCUGUGAGCCGCUUCCUGUCGGAGUCUGAGCGAUGGCGGACUACAUGUCCCGUGAUACACUGCGCGCUGGCUCGCAGACAUGGCGGGGAGAUGGCGAGGAGCGGUGCUGUUGGCCCGCAGGCUGGGGAGCCUUUACCAGCGGCCGGCGGCUCCGGCCAGAGCGAUGGCCUCCUGCAUAGACGGUACGGCCCACCGGCCUUCACUGAGGGCAAGCCAGGAGGCCGCCAUCUUGGAAAAGGUCAAGAGUCACGUGACGUGUGUGGGUCCUUAAAGGGACAGUAUGGGCCCCCGGAGCACUGCAUUAAAGGGACAGUAUGGGCCCCAGAGCACUGCAUUAAAGGGACAGUAUGGGCCCCAGAGCACUGCAUUAAAGGGACAGUAUGGGCCCCCGGAGCACUGCAUUAAAGGGACAGUAUGGGCCCCAGAGCACUGCAUUAAAGGGACAGUAUGGGCCCCCAGAGCACUGCAUUAAAGGGACAGUAUGGGCCCCAGAGCACUGCAUUAAAGGGACAGUAUGGGCCCCCGGAGCACUGCAUUAAAGGGACAGUAUGGGCCCCAGAGCACUGCAUUAAAGGGACAGUAUGGGCCCCAGAGCACUGCAUUAAAGGGACAGUAUGGGCCCCCGGAGCACUGCAUUAAAGGGACAGUAUGGGCCCCAGAGCACUGCAUUAAAGGGACAGUAUGGGCCCCAGAGCACUGCAUUAAAGGGACAGUAUGGGCCCCCGGAACACUGCAUUAAAGGGACAGUAUGGGCCCCAGAGCACUGCAUUAAAGGGACAGUAUGGGCCCCCAGAGCACUGCAUUAAAGGGACAGUAUGGGCCCCAGAGCACUGCAUUAAAGGGACAGUAUGGGCCCCCGGAGCACUGCAUUAAAGGGACAGUAUGGGCCCCAGAGCACUGCAUUAAAGGGACAGUAUGGGCCCCAGAGCACUGCAUUAAAGGGACAGUAUGGGCCCCCAGAGCACUGCAUUAAAGGGACAGUAUGGCCCCCCCUCAAAUUGCAUUAGCGGGACAGUAUGGGCCCCAGAGCACUGCAGGUGGUAAUAAAGGGACAGUAUGGGCCCCAGAGCACUGCACAAAGGGACAGUAUGGGCCCCCAGAGCACUGCAUUAAAGGGACAGUAUGCCCCCGAGCACCGCGACAGCGGGACAGUAUGGGCCCUCCAGAGCACUGCAUUAAAGGGAUGCAUGGGCCCCAGAGCACUGUACUAGAUAAGGGCCCCAGAGCACUGCAUUAAGGGACAGUAUGGGCCCCAGAGCACUGCAUUAAAGGGACAGUAUAUGGGCCCCAGAGCACUGCAUUAAAGGGACAGUAUGCCCCCGGAGCACCGCAUUAAAGGGACAGUAUGGGCCCUCCAGAGCACUGCAUUAAAGGGACAGUAUGGGCCCCCCGGAGCACUGCAUUAAAGGGACAGUAUGGACCCCCCCCCGGAGCACUGCAUUAAAGGGACAUUAUGGGGCCCCCAGAGCACUGCAUUAAAGGGACAGUAUGGGCCCCCAGAGCACCGCAUUAAAGGGACAGUAUGGGCCCCCAGAGCACCGCAUUAAAGGGACAGUAUGGGCUCCCAGAGCACUGCAUUAAAGGGACAGUAUGGCCCCCAGAGCACUGCAUUAAAGGGACAGUAUGGGCCCCCAGAGCACUGCAUUAAAGGGACAGUAUGGGCCCCCAGAGCACUGCAUUGAAGAGACAGUAUGGGCCCCCCAGAGGCCUGCAUUAAAGGCCCACUAUUCAUCAUCCGCAGGUAACUGCCCACAUUAACAGGGCAAUUCAGGAAAGUGACAAUUCAAAUUUAAAGGAAAUACACGCAUGUGUAUACCUGAUACUACCGUGUUUCCCUGAAAAUAAGAAGGCUUAUUUCCGGGGGAUGCUCGUAAUAUACGCCCAACCAUGGAAAUAAACCCUAGUCGCUAGUUUACUAAUCUCUGUAGAUUCGCAGGGAUUCCAUGUCCUAGGGAACUGGCCCAUGUUCGGGGGAAUUCCCUGAACGUAGACCUGUUUUCUAACACAUUCUUGCUACAGUUUUUCCCCGAAACAAGACAACCCCUGAAAACAAGCCCUAGUACGUUUUUCGGGGCGGGAAAUUAUUAUAAGACCUGGAUUUAUUUUCCAGUAAAGAUUGUAUAAAACUAGGAAUUCAAAUCUGUAUUCCUAGCACUAUAGUUCCCACACGCCCGAAAGCCAAUCCAAUGCUGGAGGCUAUUGCGUAUGUGCAACAAAACGCUGUGCCAGUUAGUAUCUCUUGAUAGAGAUGCAUUGAAUCAGUGCAUCUCUAUGGGGAGCAUUCGGAGUGUGAAGAUGUUAAGUGACUACCACUAGAGGUGUCCCUCGGCAAUAAUCUAAGCACUGCCUCUGAAAAGACAGUGUUUACAUUAAAAGGCUUGCAGGGGCAUACUAUACACACCAUAACAACUAUGUUAAGUUCUGGUGACUAAAGUGUCCCUUAAAGGCCUGAGACAACAAAUUGAAAGCAUAGCUAACGUAGAGAAGUUCAGCUAUUUUCACCUGUUAUUUGAAAUUCACUCUGAAUUCUCACUUUAGUGGAUAACCCUGUAAGGUAUUGAAACCUGUAAGACUGGGUAGGGUAAUUAAAGAAGCCCUGUUACUUCUCAGAUCAUGACCUGCCAUCUUAUUCUCUCAACCAAGUAAAUGCUCUUUUGAAAUGUUUACUGAUGUGAAUAAUGUUAGGGAGUUAAGUUAAAAAAAAACGCCCCCCGCCCUAAUCUCUGCUGUAAGUCGUGUUCAGAGUGACCUGCCCUUGGGCCUUCCUGGAGAAAUUCUACACAAUCACAUGGAGCCGUAAAUUUAACGCAUGGCCCAUAGCUCCGCAAAUUGCAAAACAUAAUCCAGUUCACUAAACAAUGAUCCAGACUGUGUAUUAAGUGAUUGCAUCUCCAUCUUUUUAAUACAGGUCCAAUUAUCAUAUGUACACAAGAAUGGUUCACUAUAUGCUCCCAAAAUACAAAUAGACCCUCUAAGGAAAAGUGUUCCCUAUCAAGACACUUUAAAUAAUUGGAGGCAAAGAAAGAAACCAAAAGGGUACUAAAUAAAAUAAAUAUAUAAAGUCUGUAUAUAACCAAACACCAAAUAGGUGAAUAAUAGAAAUAUUAUAGAAAUAUUAUACAACCUGAGACAACAAUGCAAUGUUAUCUGUAAAAUAAAUUAAUAAUUUAUGGUGUAGUAUGUAAAAUGUAGAUAUCAGGGUGAAGGUGGUAGAGAACUCACUAGAUGGAUAUGAAUUCAGACAUUUCUCCCAUACAUAGGGUCAGGAAAGUUAAUGGAUUCUUCUUCAGAUAAGAUCUUCUUAAUGGCUCAGAUUAACAGAAAAAAAGAGAAAUAUAAAAUAAAAAUAAUAAUAAUGGAAUGUAAAAAAAUAAACAUCAAUGAUGGAUUAAGUUUAUAUGAUUAAAGAAAACCAUGUUUAUGGAAUGUUUGGAAUAUAUACCGAAUACAUAAAUUAUAUAAAAAUAUGGCUGAAGACAAAUAGAAUUGGGUUAAUGGAUAAAAAAAGAAAGAAAUAUGAAAGAAAUAUGAGAAAAUGAAAUAUGGAAAAAAUAAAGGUUAUAAAAAUAAUAAUACUAAUAAUAAAUAAAUAAUAAAUAUAUAGUCAGACAUAAUAAAUGAAAAUGAAAUUAAUUUUUAUUUAUUAUUUCUGACUAUAUAUUUAUUAUUUAUUUUUUAUUAGUAGUAUUAUUUUUAUAACCUUUAUUUUUUUAAUGUAUUGGGGUUUUUGUUGCAUUAUAUUUAUGGUAUUAUUUCUAUAACGCAUUACAAUAUAUGAAGUCAUUUUUGACAUUCCCUGUAAGAAACAUUAGUCUAGACGCCAUCACAAUUAAAUAUUAAUUUAAUAUAAAAUAGGGAUCCGUUGCCACUAAAUCUUAUUGUGAAAACAGGACACUCACACACCUACAUCUAAUUAUUGAUAGGAGUGGGUUGUCAUUUUAUUUAUUUAUUUAUAUAUUUUUUGAAUCUUGUAUUUUGUUUAUACAUGUGUUUUAUAUUUAUUAUUUUUGUUUAAUGAAUACCAAUUCUUCCACAUCUACAAUACUAUCUCUUCUUAUAUUUGACAUUUUCCCAUAAAUCAAUCGUUCUAAAGCAGAUAAGUAAAACACUCUGCAAAAUUACAGCAGCUCAUAGAAAUUUAAGCAUUAAUAAAGUAGAUGGUUUAAGGGUAACAUCCGACUCUGUGAUGUCAAGCUGUGGGAAGACCAGAAUUGUCUGGGAUAUAAACAGCAGUGUUUUCAUGUAAAAUAAUGUUACAAUGCUCUUAGUGAUUCAAUGGUUUCUUAAAAUUGAACAAAAUGUGUGUAGACUUUGCCACCUGCACCGUGCAUUGUUAUAUAGAAAAGGGUCGAAAUCGGAAACCUGAUGCUACGUUAUCAAAUGGAACUAUCACUGUAAAUAUGUGUCACAAACUACUCAAUACUUUUUCUCUUCCUGUUGCUCUCUGAUUUGCAGCUUCUAUUGGGCUGAAUGAAGAACAGAAGGAGUUUCAGAAAGUAGCGUUUGAUUUUGCGUCCCGAGAGAUGGCACCUCAUAUGGCGGAGUGGGAUGAGAAGGUGAGGACCUUCGAGAAUUGACCAUGGUAGCUGACCAUAGAGAAUUGACCAUGGUAGCUGACCAUAGAGAAUUGACCAUGGUAGCUGACCAUAGAGAAUUGGCCAUGGGAGCUGACCAUAGAGAAUUGGCCAUGGGAGCUGACCAUAGAGAAUUGGCCAUGGGAGCUGACCAUAGAGAAUUGGCCAUGGUAGCUGACCAUAGAGAAUUGACCAUGGUAGCUGAUCAUAGAGUAUUGGCCAUGGUAGCUGAUUAUAGAGUAUUGGCCAUGGUCGCUGACCAUAGAGAAUUGGCCAUGGUCGCUGACCAUAGAGAAUUGGCCAUGGUCGCUGACCAUAGAGAAUUGGCCAUGGUAGCUGACCAUAGAGAAUUGGCCAUGGUAGCUGACCAUAGAGAAUUGGCCAUGGUAGCUGACCAUAGAGAAUUGGCCAUGGUAGCUGACCAUAGAGUAUUGACCAUGGUAGCUGACCAUAGAGUAUUGGCCAUGGUAGCUGACCAUAGAGAACUGACCAUGGUAGUUGACCAUGGUAGCCGGAUAAAGUUACAGUAACCACAUAUAAGACUUUGCUCAAAGCUUGAAAUAAUAAUCUAUGCUUAGGUGAGAACUCUAAAUACAGGACAAUGCUGUAAAUUUGAGUAGAAUGGCCCUUGAAGCUAUUCCACAAUGCAGUGCUUUAUCCAUGUGUCUGAUUUCUUCUUCUGCAGGAAAUAUUCCCGGUGGAGACCAUGCGGAAGGCGGCACAGCUUGGAUUUGGGGGUAUUUACAUACAGCCGGAUGUUGGGGGAGCGGGACUCUCCAGACUUGACACCUCCAUCAUUUUUGAGGCUCUGUCCACGGGAUGUGUGAGCACGACAGCCUACAUGAGCAUUCACAAGUACGGACGAUCCAGCACAGAGUCUCAAUUACUUCCCUUCAAAGUCGUUGUUUGAUCUUAAAACCAAUACAUUGUCUUUCAAGGAGAAGCUCUGAAAACUUUUUGUUUUGUUUGUUUUUUACCCACAGCAUGUGUGUAUGGAUGAUUGAUACAUUUGGUAAUGAUGACCAAAGGCAUACGUUCUGUCCUCCACUCUGUAGCAUGGACAAGUUUGCGUCGUAUUGUCUAACAGAACCAGGUGAGUGAUGAUCCUACACUAAGGUAAACAACUGAUUAUUGAGCAGCCAUAAAGACUGAAUAGGGUUAUAUUUAUGGAUUGAGAGGAUUUUGGCUACAUAUGUAAAAGAAAGAAAAAAAGGUGUAUUGCUGAUUGGAUGUCUUUCCAGUGCCAGCUGGCCUAUCCACCAAGGGAUGGGGAGUUGCUCUCUGAUCGCUGUAUGGAUGAAAUUGCGAUAUGUGCUUUUCAUUGCUACACCAACCAACCUUUCCUUAAAGUGAUACUCUAACCACCAAAACAUCUUUGCUUAAAGGGACACUCUAGCCACUUCAGCUCAUUGAAGUGGUCUGGGUGCAAUGUCUCAUGACCCGAUUCCAAGAAAUUGCAAUAAUUACCUCUCAGGGUUAACUCACCUCUAAUGGCUAUCUACCAGACAGCCUCUAGAGCAGGGUUGUCAAACAUGCGCCUCCCCAGAUGUUGCUGAACUACAACUCCGAUGAUUCCCUGGCUAUCUGUUUCAUUGAAAGAAUCAUGGGAGUUGUAGUUCAGCAACAUCUGGGGGGCCGCAUGUUUGACAACCCUGCUCUAGAGGGACUUCCGGGUGGUUAUGCAAUGUACGCACCAAUAGUGGCAGGAAAACGGCUUUGUUUUCCUGGCACUAUAGUAUCCCUUUAAGUAUCACUGCUCAAUUCUCUGGCGUUUAGGAGUUAAAACAUUAUAUUUAUGCAGCCCUAUUUAUGCAGUUAUAUUUUUACAAUGUGUUUAUUUUACUAGUGCUUUUUCACUGCCCUGUUAAUUGAACUUUAAUCACAUGCAGGAGGUUGCUGCAGGCUUCAGGAAAAAAUAAGAGAGAAAAUACUCCAAAUUCAACACACCGUGGAAUAAGGGAAGUUAAAAAAAAAUUAGACUCCCUUUCCGUAAGUGUCUAGGGCUGUAUAAACAAGGUGAUUUAUCUCCUAAAUGGCAGAGAAUUGAGCAGUGAGACUGCAGGGGCAUGUUCUAGACACCAAAACUGAUUCAUUAAGAUAAAGUUGUUUUGGUGCUUAGCAUGUCCCUUGAAAAAGAACUGUCUGAAAAGGCUGAAGACACUGUAUGAACAAUUCUAUAAAUUAACACUGUGUCCAUGGCAUGCCUUGUAUAAUCUAUUUUGAUUUAUUUUGCCACUAUUUUAUUUUUUUCUUCCGUCAGGCAGCGGUAGUGAUGCAGCAUCCCUGUUAACUUCUGCAAAGAGAGAUGGCGACAAUUACAUCCUUAAUGGUUCGAAGGUAAGGUUUUCACUGGUGUAGUUAUAAGCAUUGCAUGUGAGUGUGCAUUCUACUAUUGACCUCUUCGACGUGUCCUCUCCAGGCGUUUAUCAGCGGUGGUGGAGAAACUGACGUCUAUGUGGUGAUGUGUCGUACGGGAGGCAGUGGUGCACGAGGGAUCUCCUGUCUGGUGGUGGAGAAAGGGACUCCAGGGCUCAGCUUUGGCAAGAAAGAGAGGAAGGUGAGUGUGAAAUAAUAUUUCCAUUUUGUAAAAACGACUCAAAAUAGCUUCUGCUUUAUAAAGAUGUUUUGAGGUGAGGAGUCCCUGGUGCCCGAGGGGGGGGACGGAUUGUAAGGAGGUGGGGGAAAGAGGGGUGUAAUGAGAGACAAAAAGGUGAAUUCACUGGGGUGGGCUGUCUAAUGGCCUGCUUCAUCCAAUCAAACCUCAUUCCUGCUAUUUUGUAUUUAAUUUAUACAAUUUCUUGUCUCUUUGCAGUAAUACAAUCUUGUUUGAUUUCCCUACUGCUUCUGUUUAUGAUUUAUUUGCUGAACAUUGAAUUGUGAUGCAUUUAAGAUCAAAUAGUUGAUUUAGACUAAAUUUGCUAAGUUUGAACAAUUCCCCAACCGAUAUUCACAAUGUGACUUUAUUUGGUUUGGAAUAUUUUGAAUUUGAGUCACCGUAAUUCACGCUUUAGGUAAUAACCCCUUUUGUAUUUGUUACUGCAGGUCGGGUGGAACUCCCAGCCAACACGAGCGGUUAUAUUUGAGGAUUGCGUGGUUCCUGUGACCAAUAGAGUUGGCGAAGAGGGUCAGGGGUUUGGUAUUGCUAUGCAAGGCCUGAAUGGAGGCCGAAUAAAUAUCGGUAAGGUUCAUGGACCAUAAGGCUUGCCCACAGCAUUGAGUAUCCUGCUCCAUUAACUUGCUCUGUCUGUUUUACUGAAUGCAGCAUCCUGUUCACUCGGAGCAGCUCACGCCUCUGUGUUACUUGCCCGAGACCAUCUCUCUGUGAGGAAGCAGUUUGGGGAGCCUUUAGCUAAUAAUCAGGUAACUGCUUAAUUUAUUGUUUUAAAUUUGCCCGCUGGAAUAACAGGCAAGAGCCCACUAUUUUUAAUUAAUUGCUUGUUUUAUAACUCAUGGGUAUGUUAUGUAGAGGAUGCAAUGUAACAGCCUUUAUGAUUUGUUAUAUUGAGGUGUAGAACCUUCUAUCUGAAUAACAAAACACCCCCUCUCCUGUUCAGCAGUUCAAUAAUAAUUGUCUGCCCCGUUACCAAGGCUGAUCGGCAUUGUAUGUGCUGUAAUUCACCAGUUGCCAGUAUUGCCAGUUAAUAUUCUUCAGUAUGAAUGCUGUCUGUUUCGUGCUUAAAAUCCCCUUUUGAGCUAUUUCUCUGCUUUUUUACAGUACCUGCAGUUUGGGCUAGCAGAGAUGGCAACACGUCUGGUCACCGCCCGGCUGAUGAUUCGACAUGCAGCUCAGGCCUUACAGGAUGGACAGUCAGAUGCUGCUACAUUCUGUGCUAUGGCAAAGCUUUAUGCUACCGAGGAGUGCUUUAAGGUAGGCGCUGUCUGUCCAGUUAAUGCUCUACAUCUUCUGUGAAGCUGAAAGAUUUCCAGUACAAGUGUAUAUUGGGUAAUUUGCCAGUCCGUGGUUAGGAGAAUCUCUUUUUAUGACUCCUAAAAUUAAAUUAGCCAAAAUAGUGAACAAAUGGAGUUGCCUCUGUAUUACACAGCCUUGUUACAGUGUUACAUCCAACUCCAUGUGUUUCCUGUUUACAGUUAAAGGGAAACUAUAGUGCCAGGAAAACAAACUCUUUUUCCUGGCACCAUAGCUUCCACCUCUGUCACUUACCUGGGUCAAGUGCCGAUGUCCCUUGGUGCUGGCUCGGGCCCACUAUCUCUCCUCCCCCGACGUCAGCAUUAUUCAAUGCUUUUAAUAUGUGGUUUUGGACGACACUGGAUGUCCCGAGCAUAGCAGAGGCGUUAACCCUAGCAGGUAAUCAUAGAAACAUAGAAUGUGACGGCAGAUAAGAACCAUUUGGCCCAUCUAGUCUGCCCAAUUUUCUAAAUACUUUUAUUAGUCCCUGGCCUUAUCUUAUAGCUAGGAUAGCCUUAUGCCUAUCCCACGCAUGCUUAAACUCCUUCACUGUGUUAACCUCUACAACUUCAGCUGGAAGGAUAUCAAAAACUGCAGUAAUUAGCUGCUCAGGGUUGAGAGACCUGGGGCAAUGAGCUGAAGUGGUCUGGGUGCCUAUAGUGUCCCUUUAAUUAGUUUAAAAGAAUAAUCCUUUUGUCUUAGAUUUUGCCUUUUAGCUGAAAGCAGCAAAGGACAUUGAUAGUGUAAUAUUCCACUUGACCAUUCUAUUGGUGCUAAAAAACUCUAGUGUUUAACCCCUUCGUGACCACGGACAUACCUGGUACAUCCAACAAAAAAUGGUCGUUAACGGCAAAUGUGAGCGCUGGAAGCGAUCGUGAUUGCUUCCAGCCGCUCUAAGGGUAUUGCAGCGAUGCCUCGAUGUCGCGGCAUCCUGCAAUACACCUUUUGACUGCCACCGCUGAGAAAAAAAUUUAAUUAAAUAAAUGUUCUGGAUCUGUAAAAUAAAAAAAUGUUCAUAAAUCAAAAUGUAAUUAUAUAUAUAUUUACAUUUUGAUUUAUGAACACUUUUUAAUUUAUAUAUAUAUAUCAAAAUGCACUUAUUAUAUAUAUUAAUAAAAUAGGAAAUAAGUAUAUAUCCAUAUAUAUAUAUAUAUAAUUACAUAAAUAAUUUCAUAAAUGUACACAUAGACUUCGAACAUAUAUGUAUAUAUAUAUUUAAAUUCAACAUGCAUAUUUAUGUAAUAUUUUUACAUAAUUAAGUAAUUUAUUAAUUACAAUUUGCAGGACCUGCCUGACAACCCAGGCAGAAAAUCCAGAUAAUUUAAUUUGCUAGCACUAUAUUUAACCCUGUAACUCUCCAAGACACAAUAAAACUUGUACAUGGGGGAUACUGUUUUCUCGAUGAACUUCGCUGAACACUAAUAUUAGUGUUUUUUAAAACCGUAAAACAUAUCACAGUGAAGAUAUUGUCGGUGAAAGUGAUGUUUUUCACACAUAUAUGACACUUUCACUGAUGAUAUAAUUGUUGUGAUACGUUUUACUGUUUUGAAACACCAAUAUUUGUGUUCAGCGAAGUCUCCCGAGUAUAACAGUACCCUCAUGUACAGGUUUUAAAGUGUUUUUGAAAAUUACCGGCUCAAAUAUAAGGCUUGAUUUUAUGUUAUGGUAGCCCAGGAAUUAAAAUUACCCUAAUGAUGGCAUACCAUUUGCAAAAGAAGACAACCUAAGGUAUUGCAAAUGGGGUAUGUUCAUUCUUUUUUAGUAGCCACUUAGUCACAAACACUGGCCAAAGUUAGCGUUCAUAAUUGUUUUUUGCAUUUUUAACACACAAACAAAUAUAAAUGCUAACUUUGGCCAGUGUUUGUGAUUAAGUGGCUACUACAAAAGACUGGACAUACCCCAUAUUGAACACCCUGGGUGGUCUACUUUAAAAAAAAAAAUGUACAUGUGGGGUGUGAUUCACAGAUUUAUGACAGAUAACAGUGUCACUAUUGAUACAUUUAAAAAAUAUAAAUUUUGUAACAGCAAUGUCCUACUUGUACUUAGAGCCCUCUAACUUUCCAAGCUAAGACCAUGCUAACAUUGAGUAUUUCUAAACUCAGGACAAAAUUUUGAAACUAUUUACCAUGGGUGUUUUUUGGCGGUUGUAGAUGCAUAACAGAUUUUGGGGGUCAAAGUUAGAAAAAAAUUUUUUUUUUUUUUUUUUUUGUAAUUCAUCAUAUUAUAUAAAAAAAAUUUAUAGUAAAUUACAUGAUUUGAUGAAAAUAAUGGUAUUUUUAGAAAGCCCACUCAAUGGCGAGAAAAGCGGUAUAUAAUAUGUGUGGGUACAGGAAAAUUAUAGCUAAACACAAACACCGUGGAAAUGUAAAAACAGCCCUGGUCCUUAAUGUUAAUAAAAUUGAAAAACGGUCUGGUCACUAAGGGGUUAAAGGGACAUUGUAGGCAUUAUAACCAUUUCAUCUCAUUGACUUGGUUAUUGUGUCUGAAGAGCCCAGGCACUGUCCUUCCAUUUAAUGUUUAACUAUUUUCUCUUUUUUUGGGGGGGGGGGUUUGUUUUUUUAUAAUUCUUUAUUUUUGUUGCGCAUGUAAACACACAUAGAAGUUUGUGGUGCCACAACAGCGUAGGCAAGCGCUGCAUUGUCAUAUAUAGUAAAAACAUGAGCAUGGCAUGUAAACAGUAGCACAAUGUUAAACGUAGAUGGUAUAUAGUUGAGAUAAAGGUAGCAUUGCACAUGUAUAUUCUUAUCGCCUAUCAGUGAUAUGUAAUCAGGCUUAGCCUCUGGUCAAGCAUGUUAAGAGUAGUUCUAGGGCCAUAUUGCUCAGGACAUAUAUACGUUUAAGCAACUCUUCAGAGGCUGUUGUUAAGAUAAGCUGCAUAAGGUAAUUGGUACUAGCAAAGUAGAUUGGGGGUCUAGUGUCUGUCACAUCAAACGCAUAACAAAGACAAGAAUACAUGUUAGUUAUAAAGCCAAAAAGGAAAUUGGAAGAACAUAGAAAAAGAUCCCUGGGCAUAAUUGGGUCAUGUUGAUGCCCCAUGAGGUUGUGAUUGGCCAGUCAUUCCCUGUUCAGUCCAAGGAAACACUGUGUUUGGGUUUCUAUAUUUAACAACGACCGAGCGAGUUACAGGAGCGGCUUAGUAACUCUACUUCCUCGGUUGCAUGGGAAUUGACUCAGGGGUAGGUGACGUGCACCUUACUUAUGUCUUGGGAAGAGGUGGGCAGGUGUCCUGUGCACAGCGUUACUGGGGACUCCCCCUUGUAGUGAGGCAUCAGUGCCAAUUGUGUUGUAUGGUGUUAUAAGAGCGAGGGUGUCUCUGAAUUUGGUUACUUACUUGCCCUCCAGCACUAAUAUGUGGUGUAGGGUAUGGUACCCCUGUCAGUGUCUCAGGUUAGUCUAGGGGAAAACCAGUUGUGCUAGGGCAUAGGCAUGAUAACAGGGGUAUAGAAUAGCCCAUUCAGGUGAGCCAAGGGUGCCGAGUAGUGCCCAUGGGGAUAGGUAAAUCACAGCUGUGGCCUGUUUGUUUUGUGACAGAGCUGAUUAAUGACCCCUAACCAAAGGGGCCACUGAGGGGGAGGGGAGAGUGUAUGAUACUUUCAGUUAGGCAAUCAAGCCAUUCACUAGAGUAAGCAUUGGUUAACUAAAACAUAUUAAAAACGGUAAAAGGAACAGAAAAACAUAACAUAGUGACACGCCCAUGCACUCAUCGUAAGAGUAGUUCAGGUAGCUGGUCUCGGGCUAUCUUUCGUUCGGAGAGUGAAAGGGAAAGUCUUUGAGGGGUCCCAAGGGUCCGAAGUGGUCGGGAUCUCUGGAGGCUCGGGUCUCUCUGGGAGCCCUAGGGCUCGAAGGAAUGGAUCUGCUUCGGAUGGUGGGUGGUUAUUACAGAUUGGUAGUGUCCAUCUGUAGUCUAUUCCUGCAUCUCUGAGCCGGCGUGUUACCGGUCUCGGUGAUUGUCCUCCGUGAUUGUCUCCACAGUAGGGUACUUUGUGUUGGGUCUUGAAAGAAUAGGAGCUCUGAUGAUGUGGAUGUCUUGCUAGGGAAAGUUGGUUUGCAUUAAAGAGACAACUCAAAAGUAUGCUGUUAUAUCGCCAGGAGGCCCUCUGGAGCACUCUUACCUCGAGGGGUUAAACCUUCCCCCAUCACCCAGCGGCCAACAGCUUCUGAAAUUUCCCUUUCAGAAAGUGUAGAGUGCCGCCAGGUUGGUGCAUUGCUGAUUGGCGAAGAGAGGUGCUGGCAGCUAUUUUGGUUUUGUUUUACCUGAGAAGUCAUUGUUUGUUCUUGAUGUCGUUCCUGACCAGGUCUGUAAUAUUCCACUGCUUUACGUAGGUGUGUAAUCAAGCCCUGCAGAUGCAUGGAGGGUAUGGAUACCUUAAAGACUAUGCCGUGCAGCAGUAUGUCCGCGAUAUUCGUGUUCAUCAGAUCUUAGAAGGUGAGUGUGACUGGCUACAUAUUUUUAAAUAUAUAAAGGGAAUCAACACAGUAAAGGAGGAGACUAUAUUUAAAAGAAGAAAAACUACCAUAACAAGAGGACAUAGUCUUAAAUUAGAGGGACAAAGGUUUAAAAAUAAUAUCAGGAAGUAUUACUUUACUGAGAGGGUAGUGGAUGCAUGGAAUAGCCUUCCAGCUGAAGUGGUAGAGGUUAACACAGUAAAGGAGUUUAAGCAUGCGUGGGAUAGGCAUAAGGCUAUCCUAACUAUAAGAUAAGGCUAGGGACUAAUGAAAGUAUUUCGAAAAUUGGGCAGACUAGAUGGGCCGAAUGGUUCUUAUCUGCCGUCACAUUCUAUGUUUCUACAGACACCAUGAAUCAAGUUAAACAUGCGCACACUUUAUCACACAGAGCCUUCUCAGUGGUCUAGUGUCUGGGGCUAUAUACGAGAUCUCAUAAAAACAUUCAGACAUUCGAGACGAUCAGUCAAUUUGUAGAGGUAAUAAGCCAUCCGCUGAAAGGUUGCCAUGCUGGAAAAAAAGAUGCCUUUCUACUAUAGAUACUGAUUAUCCAUUGAAAUGUAAUUUUAGAAAUCGACACUAAUUGUAAAGCAUCAGUUAAUGACGAGCCAACACUGAAUACAAAUCUAACUUCUCGAUGGAGACAUUGUAGCAUAGUUGGGGUAUCCCUUUCUGUAAAUGUGUAUUCAUAAACAAAACUAUAUUUAUUUAUUUUUUUCAUAGGAACCAAUGAGGUAAUGCGCAUGAUAGUAGCCAGAAGCCUCUUGCAAGGGUGAAAUCCGUGCUCUGAUUGCAGGAGCUGUUCUGUCUGCCAGGAAGGCGAAUGUGUACAAAAUGUCUCCUGGAGCAUUGCUGUGUGAAACCAUUUAUGGAUUUGUUGUACAGAAACACUAAGGGGUCUACCCGCUAAACAGUGGAAGGUGCUAACUUUGAAAUUUCAAAAUUACAGACAAGUUGGCAACAUGAACUCCAUUUCUGAACGUUCUAUUCAAUUCACUCUCAGGGGAUAUUUGUCUUUAGCCAAUCUUACUUUUGUUCUCGUGGUAUCGGGUCAUUAAUGUGAGUGUGCGCUUUGUUGUGUUUUGGUGUUUUUUCUCCCUUUUUAUUUCAGAAUCAAUUUCUUAUUCCUCAUCUGAUGUAAUAUUAAGUAUUAAAAUGUCUUUGAUUCUCCAUUUUUUAUUUCAAUUGUUUGACCUUAUUUGCCAAUGAAAGAAAAGUUAAGGACUCAGCGCUUAUUUUUUCCAAUAGAAAGAUAUAUAUCAAGUAAUAAUUAGCUGCUAAACAUUCUAAUGACUCCUUCAAUGUCACCAAUAAAUUUAAACAGUAGAAAGGAAAAGAAUUUCCUUACAGAAUGUAGCGCUUGUAUACUAAAUAAUAUGCUAUCACCUUUUAGUAAUUAGGCGAGAUAUGAUUUUUCCUCCUUUUUCAGGUGUCCAGUAAAUGGUUAAUCUACAAAAGACAAUCAUACAUAGUGCAGAUAGUAUAUAACUGUGCAAUUAUGUAUCUAUUCAUAUAUGGUGUUAUUCACUCACAAACAGAGAGCUGUGGACCCAGCUCUAGUUGAAAUCACUUUCGGGUCCGUCUAGGCGACCCACCCCUGUUUAGGAUAUAUGUCUUGUCCUACAGGAAAAUAGAUAAACCGGAGAUAGCGUAGUACAGUCUAUGUAAAUUAGAAUAAAAGUGUUGAUCCCAAGUGGGUACUUACAGACCAGGAGUCUAAAUUGACUCAGUUCUUGAAUUAUGUGCAGAUUAAGGGACUGCACUCCCAGAUGUAAAUGGAUAGAUGGAGAACCAAAUAAAAAGAGAAUUAAUUUAUUAACACAGUAUAUAAAAUACAAAUAAAAUCGGAACAAUGUCCAAAUAAAAAAGCCAAUGAGCCUAGAUUUAAUAGCAAAUGGAACCAUCGUAUGACCACUGCCUCCAUUUAAUAUUUUUUAGUAAACUUUUCAAGUACCCCCCUACCCCCACCCAAUAUAAAUAUAUAAAAAUGUGAGAUAAAUAUAUUCAGCUGCUGAGGUUAGAAUCCCCCUCACUAUCUGCCUAUGGGUGUGCAAUUUAGAAUCUUAACAUGAGAAGUUACAAACUAACUUUAUACUUAAUGAUUUUAUACUGUCACGUAGCACGUUAAGUGGCUGUAAUCAAGGCAUUGUGGGAAAUGGAUAAAGGAUAUAACCUUAUUGUAUAUUUAUAUAGAAUAAGUUAUGAAACUGGGCUGUCACAAUGAGGUCAUGGGAUAUACAGUAAUGCACUGUAGGACUCCUAGGAUAUAUUAAAAUUGUGAAAUAGUGUGUAUAUGAGAGAAUGGGAUAUUGGAGUAUCUCCUUGCUAUAAUCAUAAAGCUCUACAGAAUAUGUUGGCGAUAUAUCAAUGCUAAUCAUAAUAAUUUUUAAAUUUUAUGUAUAAAUGUUGUGAAGGAUAUAAAAUUGGGUAUACUAUUAUUUUUUUCCUCAGAAUAAAUCUUAGAUAUAAAUGAUGCCAGAUGCCUAAGUGUGACGCAUGGCACGAUAUCAUGUAGGUUUCUAUCUCCUUGUGGUUUACAUAGGUAUGUUUGCCAUGUAAAUACCUGCGCUGUUUACUGUUCUCUUCUUAUGACUAGGGCAUCAUACCAUCAGCUGCUCGAUCAUGUGCUGUCAUUUAAAAUAUUUAACUCUAGACAUAUUCUUCAACUGCUUGCCGUUCAACAAAUCAGAAUAUGUCUAGAUUUUAAUAAAGUAUAUUUAAAAAAUAAAAAUAAAAAAUGUUUAUUGUUUUACACAUGAAUAAUAUUUAACACCGCAAUAAAUAAAUUAAACGGAUUAUGGAAACUGACUAGUUCUGGUGAUAGACUAUUCAAUGUAUCUAUAUGUUUUUUGGUUUGUUUUUUUGUACAUUUAUUUAUUUAUAGAGUCAGACUUGAGUGUUGCUACAGCCUUAAAAUGAUUGGUACUAAUAUCGCCAACGAUGGUGUCACUUCUAAUCAUGCCCGACUCACCUACCUGAGAAUAAGACACGCUAUAAGCACAGGAUGGUGUGAUGUUAGACUAGCCCGCCACCCACCUACCUAAUUAGAAACAACAAUCACCAAUCAUACUGCACAACCACAACUGACCCACACAAGAAAAAGUAAAAGAGGCUAAAGUUGAAGGCUUAUACCAAGGUUAUACUACUAUGUUCAAUCUCAACUUACAAUGUGAAUCCUAGAUGUUUGUUAACUUGCUUCAAUAAAACAAAGAUUGACACAAAUAAA